AUGCAUGGAGGAUUGUCGCCCGAUCUUAAUUCUAUGGAACAAAUUCGUCGUGUCAUGAGACCCACCGACAUCCCUGAUAUCGGUUUAUUGUGUGACUUACUGUGGUCUGAUCCAGAUAAGGAUAUAACUGGUUGGAGUGAGAAUGACAGAGGCGUUUCUUUCACGUUCGGUCCUGAUGUGGUAUCUAGGUUCUUGUCAAAGCACGACAUGGACCUUAUAUGUAGAGCCCAUCAAGUAGUUGAAGAUGGCUAUGAAUUCUUUUCUAAGCGUCAAUUAGUGACAUUAUUUUCGGCUCCAAAUUACUGCGGUGAGUUUGAUAACGCGGGUGCCAUGAUGGGUGUUGAUGAGAGUUUGCUCUGUUCAUUCCAAAUUCUUAAGCCUGCUGAGAAGAAGAAAAAGUAUGGUUAUACUAGUGUUGGAACCAGUAGACCUGUGACGCCUCCUCGGAAGCAGAAGCGUCCCACUAAGUGA
Sugiyamaella lignohabitans is the source of this 471-nucleotide messenger RNA. RefSeq names its product type 1 serine/threonine-protein phosphatase catalytic subunit GLC7 (gene GLC7). The record is from RefSeq and is a predicted model, not a curated record. The transcript has a single exon. NCBI's taxonomy places the organism in Eukaryota, Fungi, Ascomycota, Dipodascomycetes, Dipodascales, Trichomonascaceae. Gene Ontology annotation, molecular function: protein serine/threonine phosphatase activity. Bases 1 to 471 code for a protein of 156 amino acids. Gene Ontology annotation, cellular component: nucleus; cytoplasm.